AUGCCAGAGAUGAUCGACUUUUUCGAACAACAACAACAACCGAAUAGGACGAUGAGAAGAUGUGGUCCAACGCCAGCUUUGACAAUAAUCCAGCGCUUCACAAUCAAGCUGCGAAGAAGAAGAAGCCCGUGGCUUUUAUAUGGACGUAGAGAAGUUCUGCAAAGAAGAGUAUACCUUCUACUGUUGGUGAUUUCAAUGCCAAAACUGGUCCGAGAAGAGCGAAUGAGGAACUUCACAUCGGGACCCACCACUGCGAAGAAACGAACAGGGGGAGAGGCUUUCCGUGUCUACGCCGGACGUGGGUUUCACCCAGUGGAGCGCACUAUUCUUAAAAGGUUUUGCCUGACAGAUGUUGCUGUUGUGCCAAAGUUUUAUACUGGAUCGGACCAUCGCCUCUUCCGGAAGUAUCGCUACGCUAGCAAGCUUUUGAGAAGAUUCCGCAAUGGACAGCACGAGAAAUACGAUCGGCUCGUUGAACAUCUUCAUGACUCAGAGAUCUAA
Molecule: messenger RNA, 501 nt
Organism: Necator americanus (New World hookworm)
Lineage: Eukaryota; Metazoa; Nematoda; Chromadorea; Rhabditida; Ancylostomatidae
Exons: 1
Coding region: 1-501 (166 amino acids)
Source: RefSeq, a predicted model, not a curated record